AUGUUUCACCUCAAAUUGUUAUUCCUUUGUAGAGUCACUGCUUCACCAGCAGCCAACUCUUCUGGUUCUCCUAUCUUGCCAGCUGACGACCCAUUCUACACACCCCCGCCUGGCUUUCAAAAUGAACACCCGGGAACUAUCCUUCGCAAUAGAUCGGUUCCUUACCCUCUAGCAGCUUUCGGCGCGGUCCCCGUUAAUGUCUCUGCGGCGUACCAAAUCCUCUAUCGUUCUACUGAUACGUUUGGGAAUGCGAUUGCCAUUGUAUCAACAAUUCUAGUUCCAUACAAUGCGAGUAACACGAAGUUACUCUCAUAUCAGGUGGCUGAGGAUGCUGCUAAUCCAAGCUGCUGUCCAUCAUAUGUAUUUCAGCAAGGCUCUCAGACAGGAGGUGUCUUUGGCACUAUUGUUACGGAACUGGAGUUAACGCUUAUCCAAAGUGCCCUGAACUAUGGUUGGUAUGUGACGGUUCCUGAUUUUUUGGGCCCUAAAUCAGCAUUUCUUGCAAAUAUUUUAGCGGGAUAUGCAGUCUUAGAUGGAAUACGUGCGACCCUAGCAUCGUCCGACUUCACACAGCUUGCGGCAGACCCGACGAUCACGAUGUGGGGCUACUCAGGGGGAAGCAUGUCUACAGAAUUUGCUGCAGAGCUCCAGCUUACUUACGCACCUGAGUUAAAAAUUGCUGGAGCAGCAUUGGGUGGAACGAUCCCAAACAUUUUAACGGUUUUAUACACUAUCAACAAAGGUGCAUUUGCAGGUUUGAUUGCAACUGGUGUUGUAGGGCUUGGAAAUGAAUAUCCUGAUAUAGCUUCACUAAUUGCAUCGGAAAUUCUGCCCAACAAAACUGGUGUCAUUCAGCAAAUAGGUACUUGGUGUCUAGGAGCAGUUGUUGUUGAUUUUGCAUUCCAAGACAUAUUUUCGUUUGUCAAAGAUCCCAACAUCUUUAAUAGCACAACUGUUACAAAGAUCUUAGACGCAAACAAUCCGGGACAUCAUACACCUCAGAUUCCUUUAAUGGUCUAUAAAUCUGCCACUGAUGAGAUAAGCCCUGUGGCAGACACCGACAAACUGAUCCAAUCAUAUUGCAAUGACGGAGCUUCAGUCGAUUAUAGGAGAGAGGGUUUAGAUCAUCUAUCGUUGAUGUUUACGGGUGCAUCAGACGCAUUGAACUGGCUUAAGGACCGGUUAAACGGAGUUCCAGCCCAGCAGGGGUGUACCAAUACCACUAGGUUUAGCAGCCCUACCCAACCUCUAGGCUAUGAAGUUUUCGUUUUAGUGGGCACCAUGACACUCUAG
Molecule: messenger RNA, 1293 nt
Organism: Talaromyces proteolyticus
Lineage: Eukaryota; Fungi; Ascomycota; Eurotiomycetes; Eurotiales; Trichocomaceae
Product: putative secretory lipase
Exons: 3
Coding region: 1-1293 (430 amino acids)
Biological process (GO): lipid catabolic process
Molecular function (GO): triacylglycerol lipase activity
Source: RefSeq, a predicted model, not a curated record